Molecule: messenger RNA, 2894 nt
Organism: Hippopotamus amphibius kiboko
Lineage: Eukaryota; Metazoa; Chordata; Mammalia; Artiodactyla; Hippopotamidae
Product: collagen alpha-1(I) chain-like
Exons: 6
Coding region: 1-735 (244 amino acids)
Source: RefSeq, a predicted model, not a curated record
AUGCCGCAGCCUGGGGGAAGGGAGGGCCCGGGCCCCCGGGGAAGGGCCACCCAGCUGAUGCGGGUUAAGACCGGUGGCCCCAGAGGAGACAGCGCCGCGGCCGUGGGAGAGCAGGGGCCCGCCCGGGAAGAGGCGCGGGGUCCCCUUACGCCCCCGGGGCCCCCGGCCCGGCCGCUGCUCCCAGGACCAGGAGCGGUGAUGCCAGCGGCCCUACGCACUGGGGCGUCCGGGCAGCGGGAGCGCCCCGCCGCUCUCCCGGGGCCCCCGGGCCUGCUGAGCGAUCCGCGCUCGCUUCAGGUCCCGGGAGGAAGCCCCGGCCCCGCGGAGCCGGAGCUGGGCGGCUCCACGGGGCUCCCGGGCGCCGCCGGGGGUCGGAGGGGAGGUGCCGACGCCCCCAGAGCCUCGAAGACCGCGUGGCCCGAGCCCCCGAGCAGGGACCGGCCGCCGGCGGGCGUGAGCGCGGCGCAGCAGGAGACGGCUCUGCAGCGGCUGCUGGAGCUGCACCGCGAGGCCCGGCGUCGGCGGCAGCAGGACCGCGAGCGGCAGCGGCUCCGGGUCCUGGAACGCCUCCGCAUCGCCAGGAACCGCCGCUGCCGGGUGCACCCCUUGGGACCCCCACCCAGCCCGGCUCAGCUCCCACCACAGGCAAGACCCCGAGGAGAAGGCGGGGGGCGGCGGCCGAGCUGGGCGCGACCUGGGUCCCUUUGGCGUGCGUGCCCCGCGCGCUCGCGAUGACGCCUGCGGAGCGGGAGGGGCGGGCCGGCGCGGGUGCAGCCCUCUGCGGGCCGCCUCGAGCCCGGGGGCCGGGAGGCGCGGCCGCUCAGCGCUCAGCGCUCGGCGCCGCCCCAGGAGGACGCGGCCGGGCAGCGACGCGCCCUGCGCGAGCGGCUGCAGCAAACGCAACGGGAGAGGACCGGGCGGCUGCGGGCCCUCGGGGCCAGGAACACCCAGAACUUCCAGCAGCUGCUGUGGCCCCCUGGCGCUGAGGAGCCUGCGCCUGGAGAGCCACGCUCACCCUUCCCAGCUCCCUCUAGUCACUGCUGAAUCCUCAAAGGGACGAUUAAAGAGACGGGGGUUUAAAGAAAAAGCAAGAAGGCAACCUGUAGGUCAGAGGUAGUUUCAGAAAGGCCCAAAACACAGCCUCAGGGCCUGGGAAAGCCAGACACAGCUACCCACGGCAGCUUCACCCCACCAGGAGGUGUGUUAUUUCUUCUUUCCUCCCCUAAGCCCACUGCCCGGCCCAGUGUCAGAGGACCAGGUCCCGGGGGUCAGGCAGUGCGAAGGCCCCAUUCUUGCGGAAGAAAGAUUCAAUGUGGCACAUCUUGCAGGAGACCGAUUCUUGCUUCACUGGGGGGCCUGGGAAAAGAUGUCAGAGGCCAGGAAUGGGUUCCUGGGAAAGGAACUCACAGAGCAUGGGGAGCCCUGCCUGCCUAACCCUAAAAAUCUACGUGUGUUGUAUCCACUUUGUAAGCGUGAAGAAAUAAAAAGAAGUGCUUCUGAGGAGUGGGGUGAUGGGGAAACGGAGCUGGCUGGCUGCCCAGAUCAGCAGUCACGACCAAAUGCCAGUCAGCUGUGUGCUAGCAUUUCCCCCAGCCUCAGAAUCCUCCGUGGAGGCAGGUGGUGGGACUCCCAGCUGUGCUUGUUACAGGAACAGACAGAGCUAGACAGAUGGGGCUUCUUUCUACCUUCUUUUGGGGUUCACCUGCUGCUUUCAUUUGAAAUUGCUCCCUUUCCUCCCCCUUUAGGGCCCUGGGGAAAGUAGGGAGAUUUUUUUAAGGCACAAUUUCAGCUGUGUUUAUCACCAACAAUCUACCUUUUCUGUGCAGGAGCUGGAGAAAACACGUGACUGAGUAGUCUCACUUGAAUUUCACGACCACAGACAGCAAAGGGACACUUAUCACCCAGCAAACCCACAACACUCCCUGGCAUAUUCUUUUUCCCACACCUUGACUCUUCAACUCAAACUACACCAUUGCCUUCGCGCCUGUCUUGUCCUGCUGAUGACCAUGACUCAGUCCAGAUGGACAGCCUUCUUGCCAACACCAUCUCCCUGCCCCUCGCUCUGCCCCCUGCCUUCUCCGGUUUGAUCCAGCCUCUGGAGUUCCCUGGCGCAACAUCUGCUCCCUCAGAUACUCCUCCUUCCAGAAGUUCUGCCGCACUGUGUCCAUGUUGAGUUGCCGAGACAUGGUGGCAAAGAAAGGAGCAGGACCAGGGUGACUGCAGCUGAGGGAAUCAAUUUCAGUCCAAAGCUAAGGGCCAUGGCUUCUACCUUCCCCUGCUUGGAAGGUUCCCAACUGAAUGGCUAAUGAAGAUGAGGAUGCAUGCUGGUGUAUUCCUUAUGCUGCCUUCGGUAAGCGGGAAUAACCCCUACCUUACAUGACGAUUGUUAGCCUCUGAGGGAGAUGAAAAUACAAGAAAGCCCGAGCCCACUGCCCAGGUGUUCCCUGAGUGUGUGGUUCCUUCAGGUGUCAACCCGCAAAAGGGUCGAGUGCUUGCGAUGCCCGGAGCCUGCUCUACCGGUGAACUGGGGAGCCCCUGCAGGGGAGCGGAGACUGGCCCCCUCCGGGCCUGGACGCUCUGGACGCCCAGCUCCGGCGGGCCAGGUUGGGCCAAGGGGCGGCGCCCGCCGGUCACAAGCUCUGUUCCCCUUCUUUCCUGACACACGGUCAUGUGAGAGCCGACAUAGCCCCGGUCCCACCGAGCCCCAAAAGGGAACCUGGGACGCGGAGGCCUCCGCUCUGGGACGGGAGGUGGACCGACUUCCCCGACCCUCGAGGACGGAGUCUGACACUUCGGCCAAGGUCCGGGAGCCCAGGGCAGCCCCCGCCUUCUCCCCGCGCUCCCAUCAGGCAGCAGAGGGUCCCGUUCAGGCCUCGCGGGCUACCGUACCUGAA